Molecule: messenger RNA, 6464 nt
Organism: Dunckerocampus dactyliophorus (ringed pipefish)
Lineage: Eukaryota; Metazoa; Chordata; Actinopteri; Syngnathiformes; Syngnathidae
Gene: bsk146
Product: brain specific kinase 146
Exons: 5
Coding region: 353-1639 (428 amino acids)
Biological process (GO): peptidyl-serine phosphorylation; peptidyl-threonine phosphorylation
Molecular function (GO): protein serine/threonine kinase activity; ATP binding
Source: RefSeq, a predicted model, not a curated record
GUGCCUCCUCCUCCUCCUCCCCUCCAGGAGGACAGAGGAUGCGGAGACAAAAGGAUAGGAGGCGUUGAGGAGGCUUUUUGGAUGCUCGUUUGCCACACAAACCCUCCUGUUCUCUUCUGGGUGGACGUCGACAGCAGCUCCGACUCGCCCCUUUUUUCUCCCCGCCUGGCCAGCUUCUAGAAUGCGUCCUAACCACCGUCACAUUUGUGUGUUAGCUGCUCGGAUGCCCAGGGCGGACGCCACAUCCUCAUUAUGAAGAUCCAAUACAAUGUAACGUCGUGUUAGCCACUGCUUGUCCCGCCUCGGCAUCCGUUCCUCAGUUUGUCCUCCCACUCCGUCCUCGCACAUAGUCAUGAGUUCAUCCCCGCUGACGUCGCAAGCUCACAUGGACAUCCUGGAUGAGCUACAGCUGAUCACAGCCCAGAACCUGGAGAAGGUGGAGAUCAACAAGUACUACGAAGUGAUUAGGGAGUUGGGCAAGGGCACCUAUGGAAAGGUGGACCUGGUCAUCCACAAGAUCAGAGGUACAAAAAUGGCACUGAAGUUCUUGAAGAAGAAGACGACCAAGCUGAAGUCGUUCCUGAGGGAGUACAGCAUCUCGCUCUACCUGACUCCCUGCCCUUUCAUCAUCAACAUGUUUGGCAUCGCCUUUGAGACGGACGAAUACUAUGUGUUCGCGCAGGAAUACGCACUAGCAGGGGAUCUCUUUGACAUCAUUCCUCCACAGGUUGGUCUUCCCGAAACAGUGGCUAAGCGCUGCGUGCACCAAGUAGCCAUCGCUCUGGACUACCUGCACUGUAAGAAGCUGGUCCACAGGGACAUCAAGCCAGAAAACAUACUCAUUUUUGACCGGGAAUGCCGCAAGGUGAAGUUGUCUGACUUUGGCAUGACCCGCCGUGCUGGCUCACCUGUAAAACGAGUCAGUGGCACCAUCCCGUACACGGCCCCCGAGCUGUGCGACGUGUCCCGCCACGAGGGCUUCUGCGUGGACUACAGCACGGACGUGUGGGCCUUUGGCGUGCUGCUCUUCUGCAUGCUAACGGGUAACUUCCCGUGGGAGAAGGCGCUGGCCUCCGACUCCUUCUACCAGGAGUUCAUCCGCUGGCAGAGGAGAAGGACGAACACGGUGCCUUCCCAGUGGAGACGCUUCACCGAGCAGGCCCUCCGCAUGUUCCGCCGCCUUCUCUCGGUGGAGCAGGACCGCCGCUGCUCCGUCAAAGAGGUGUUCGGGUACUUCAGCCACUCGUGGAUGCUGGAUGGGGAGAACAACAACAACAGCGGCAACGGGGGAAGCGGCGCCGGUGGGGAAAGGGUCGUCGGAAGCAGCAAUGUACGAGCGGAGGUGAACAACACUAUUUCCUCGUCUUCGUCUGGGGAGGAAGACGAGGAACUCCUAGUGGAGCGGAUGAAGCAGCAGACUCUGUCUCCCCUUUCCCCGCUGUCACCGGUGGCUGUGGAUCGAGGGAGCGGAGGCGGGCCUAAGGGCGGCAUGAUGGAACUCGGCGGGGGCCACCACUUCGUGUCCGUGUCCACCAACAGCUCGGUGUCGUCCACCAACAGUUACGAGCGUAUGCCGCGGGAAAACAGUUCGCCGGGAGGCCGCAUGCUCGUGGCCACGCCCAUCGAGAUUUGCGUCUGAGCACCUUUUCGACAUUUUCUACGUUAAUCUUGUCUCACCUGUGUGCUCUUCUUCUUCUUCUUCUUCUUCUACCACCCAUCCAACUACGAACAGUAGAUGUGCAUGCACGGAGAAAGACAGAAGAAGCACACGACGGAAGCGGACGGGUCCUAAGUGGGAAAAGAAGACCAAAAUGUCGUUCCUAAAGCAAUACUUCCAAAAAUGCAAAAAAAACAAACAAAAAAGUUUGGAUGGAGCAUGACAUCAUCAGGGAGGUAAACUGGCGCCCCCUGUGGACAAAGCUUGAAUUGCUUUGUACUGUGGACUCACUUGAACGAUGGAAAAACAAGCAAGGAAGAUGCCUCACUCUGUUUCAUAUUUCUUGGCUUAUUUUUAUUUAAAUAUUAGCUGAGUUGUUUCUGUAACACAGUCAGGAGGAGUUGCUUUUGCAGUCAGAAUAUUCAGGCUCUAAUUCCGCCUGAAGGUUAUUGGUUGACCUCGUGUCAUCCUUGUGUCUAACAUAUCUACUUCACACUAUUUUCUACUCGCUCUUCUGUUAGCCAAUAAAAAUGUGACAUUUUCAUUUAGAAUUCACCCGAAAAAAUUAAAAACGACCUAAUGCAUGACGAGUAGCUCAGACAGCUUUACACACAAAAAAAAUAGAAAAAAAAAAUGUUGUGAUGUGGAAUCUUUUUGACGUAGCACAAUUGCAUUACAUCCAAGAGUGACCGUCAUCAUGUUCUCUUGAGAUAUUUUAGGGCUCAAAAAAAUUAGUUUCCAUUGAGUGUGUUUUAGUGUAUUUGUAUUAAUGUUGUAUAUUCAUGUCAACACCUUCAGGAACUUGGGGGGUGGGCAAGCAAAGCAUGACUCGAUAAGAGCUGACAAGGUUGGGAAUUCAGCGAAUUAUGAAGCUUCUAGGCAUGGAAGUGUUUUUUAAACAGCAAAAAAGUCAUCUUUUCGUAAACGGGAAUAAUGUGAAGGUAAAAAAAAACAACAAAAAACAGUGGAGCUUGCAUUUGGAAUGAGCCCUUUGUGUCUACACAUAAGUCUGCAUGAAUCUUUGUGUGCUAACGCUAAAGAUAAUCGUGAAAAGCUCAGUAGACGCAAACAACACCUGCCAUGUUAUGUAUCUUGCAAAGCUCGGCCCUCGCAUUACAACCCACUUGGAUUACCACGCUCACCAUCCUUACAGCCAGCGAGUAUGCAAAACGACUCCAUCUUGUGACAAUCUCUGACCUCAUGGGACUGGGAACAAAAGGACAAGGCGUGACACGGACACUGAAGUCGCGCUGUUCUCUUUGGGACGCUUGUAGUGGCUUUCCCAUCACGCAGCUGCUGUCUUUUACCGCCUGUUGCACAUUCGCUCACAUGACCGUCGCGAAGAAGAGCAUUACCUCAUCCUCCUUGUCAUCCGCUAACAGCACCAUGCACAACAACAGUCCACCGUAGCAAACCUUCAUCUCAUCUUUGUGUUCCGGAAGGAGCCGCUCACCUUAAAAAAACCCCAAACAUUAUUAAAUCAGUGCUAUACUUUUCAAGUGUAACAAUAAGUUCACCUGCAGUUUUGAAGUGUUUGCAAGUACAAACAAUAACAAUAUUGGCCAAGAAUGAAGCACCCAAAAGCCAUACUUGAGUACAAGUAAAGAUACCUUCCAGGAAAAUGACUUCAGUAAAAGUGAAAGUGAAAAGAGCUGAAAUGUGCUUAUGGAAUUAAAGUAAAAGUGAAAAUAAUGUCCAUGUUAAAGUCUCAUUUACCUUUUUAAAACAGUGUUCCCUCGUUUAUCGCCCGCAAUACGUGAAAUCCGCGAAGUAGCCAACUUUGUUUGUUUACAAUGAUGACAUACUGUAUUUUUAAAGGCUGUAAAACCCCCUCACCAUACACUUGAUACGCUUUUCUCAGACAGGCAAUAACAGUUUCUCACAUUUCUCUCUUGUUUAAACACUCUCCGAGUUUGAAUUUUGUGUGAAUUUUAAUGCUCAAUCAUUAAGUGACUUACGCGUAUUCGCUCUUCCGACCGUGCUUCGUCCUGGCACCGUUCGGGUGUAGCGUUUUUGUAUCCUUGUUAAAACAUAUUGCUCCUGCCGUCGUCAUCCUCCUCGUCCUGCUCCUUCAACCGAAGAUUGAUUUAGCCGGUUAGCUUCUUCUCCUAUUGUUUAUUGGCGGUUAGCAAGCAGCUCACACAGUUAGCGACUUUGCCAGUGACAGCACGAAGGAGAUUGAUUGACAGUGGUCUACAGCCAAUCAGGACGCAGAACACAGUGGGCGGGUUCUCCCUUAGCCAAUAAGGACUGUUGUGGCUCUACAUUUAGCAGGCUAUUGUCUACUAUGGGUUCCGAAUAUGCUCGUACAUGCACGUAAACACACUGAGACGAGGUGGAGCCGCACACGUCUUCAACUCUCCCAUGAGUAUACAGCACCCUCUACUGGUAGCAGUAGUAAAUACAAUAACAGACACAUACAACAGAGCACCAAUAGAUCGCUUUAACACACCACAAGGAUGCAGAACACACUACGUGUUCAUACGCUGUAAAAAAAAAAAAAUCAGUGAAACAGCGAAUCCGCGAAAGGUGAACCGCGAUGUAGCGAGGGAACACUAUUUAUGUAUCCUUAUCAACAUUAAAUACAAAAUAUACUUACCGUAAAUUGGCGGAUAAGCCGCAGACACUAAAUUUAGAGGAAAAAACAGAUUUCUACAUGUAUAAUCCGUACCGGACUGUAAGCCACGUCAUAAAAUGGCAUAUUGUGGCGCGCAUGAGUCCGUGACGACCGGGCAGCUCUUUAUUUGACAGGAGCCAAUCAUGAGCUAUGAAAAAACUCACGACAAGCUCGUCAACCCAUUGGAAAUCACGGGAGGUCACUACUCAAUAUAACAGUCUGACUCACGGUGUCAUCUUACAAACAACACUAAACCCAUCACACAGCAACUUAAUGCUCAAAAGGCAUACCGGAGAAAUAUACAAACAUGUACCAAUAUGAGUUCAAAAUGAAAAUAAACCAACUAUUUUAAAGUUUUCCCAAAAUACAUUGCGUCUGAGAAAAGCAUUUCAUAGGAGGACAAGCGGAAUAGAAAAUGGAUGGAUGGAUGGAUGGAUGGAUGGAUGGAUGGAUGGAUGGAUGGCGCUGCAAUGCUGCCUCUGUCCACCAGACGAGCCCAGAGGGAGAGUGACAUCAUUGCAGCGCCCCGGCAGACACCAAUGAGUGCUUUGCUGAGACGCAAUGCAUUACUGCAGAUUUACCAUUUAUACAAUAUGACAUUUAUGGACUACAGUCGUCCCUCGCUACAUUGCAGUUCAAACACCGCUCCCUCACGCUUAUCGCUGUUUUUCAAAAAUUAAUAAAUAAAUAAUCGCUAUGGCCUAUUAUUAGUCAAAAAAAUAUUGAAGGAGUGUAAAGGUGACUAUAGGGGUGUUAUUUCAUGUCGACAGGGCUCUAAUAAUAGUACUAAAUGUAUUUACAAGGUCAUAACAGGUAUUCUGUGCAAAAAUAUUCCAUUUAUUAAUACUGUACUGUACUUCACGGAAAUUCACUUAUCGAGUCGGGUCUGGAACCAAUUAAUCACGAUAAACGAGGAACAGCUGUAUAUUAUAAAAAUAAACUUACCAUAGUGCCCCACUGGAAUCCAAUAUCAUUUUAAACGCCCCUGAAAUGAGCAGGAUAGGACGCCUUUAAGUUAACUCGUACCAGGGCUGUUAUUUCAUGUCAACAGGGCUCUAAUAAUACUACAAAACGUAUUUACAAGUGUGCGAAAAUAUUGCAUUUAUUAAUACUGUAUCGCAUAUGCCACUUAAAAAUGAAAGUGGCAUUCUUGCAGUGUUUUCUAAUGUGUAAAAGAGCACAUCAUAUCCCCAAGCAUGCUGUCAUGCACUGGCAAACAUAAAGUCAACAGAAUAACAUGUCAAAUGUGUACUGUAUAUUGUUUAGACAAAAAAAGGACUUGCUGAAUGAACGUCUCUUUCUUUGAUUGUUAAUUUACGUUCUAUAUCCUUAUCUAUAUUUUGAUACCUGUUCAUUUGGAUUUGGGACAUUUCCUUACGUGGUGUUUUCAACACUCCAGGCGCCACAUUUCAAAGUCAUUAUGUUACAAAGCAGAAAAGUUACCAUACUCGCCUGUGUUGGUCUGGCUGGUCAAGUUUUGCGCCCAGUGGCGGAGCUACGUACGUGGUCACUCUCCGGCCACCCCACCGGCGGUCUAGAUAUUUCAGGUAUCAACUCGUCACCGCCCCUAUGUGAGUCAUGGUCUCACCUUCGCCACCCCAAUGAAAAAUUUGUGGCUGCGCCACAGUUUGCGCCCUUCUUGAAAUUAAUCCAAGAUGUUCCAAAGUUCAGCGUUCAAACGUCGACUGAGGCCAAGCUAGAAGGCUAACUCGGCUAGCUCGGGCUCGGCUAGUUAGCUAGCUAGCUAAAUAAACGCCUUGAUUCACACCAAUGUUUAAUGGAUGGUUCUUAUUCUCCAUGUUUCUUCAUAAUUUCACAGGUAUUGAUACAAUUAUAUGUUAGUGUAGCAACAGUAUUGUGUUUUUUUUUUAACUGCAAGCCCAUCUUUCAAAGCAUUUAGGCUCGAGGUGGGAGGAGAGAUGAUUCACUUCAAACUGGAAAUAUUAGAUCCAUCCUUUUCUCUUUAUUGGCAACAUCCCAACAUGACUCCAUCUCCUCCUCGUCGUUGUCAUGCGUGUUGUGGUAGAGCUUCAGUGUCUUUCUGUCCAGUGACAGUUUCCCAGCAUUAUUUUUGUGUAGUUUUAGUGACUAGACGGCCACAGGCAUUCAAACUUGGUUUUGUCUUCGCAAUACGACUGUCUUCCUGUAAACCCACAUUUAGUCAAUAAAAUGACAAUUCUUGUUGAUGGA